This is a messenger RNA of Podospora anserina S mat+, 2103 nucleotides long. RefSeq lists its product as uncharacterized. NCBI's taxonomy places the organism in Eukaryota, Fungi, Ascomycota, Sordariomycetes, Sordariales, Podosporaceae. The record is from RefSeq and is a predicted model, not a curated record. Gene Ontology annotation, cellular component: cytosol. Gene Ontology annotation, molecular function: acetoacetate-CoA ligase activity. The transcript has 2 exons. Bases 1 to 2103 code for a protein of 700 amino acids. Gene Ontology annotation, biological process: lipid metabolic process.
AUGACCACACCACACCCCAUCCCCCGCAAGCUCUGGGAGCACCCCGCCCCGGAAACAACCCUCAUGCACCGCUUCAUGCGCUCCCUCAACCGCCAACACAACCUCUCCCUGUCGUCCUUCUCCGACCUCCACCAGUUCUCCCUCUCCCAACGGUCCCUCUUCUGGUCUGCGGUUUUCGAGGCCUCAGACUACCUCUACUCGGGGUCGUACACCACCGUGGUGGACGAAACAGCCACAAUCGACCAAGUCCCCGUCUGGUUUGAAGGUGUCUGCCUCAAUUUCGCAGAGAACAUGCUCUUCUCCCGUGACCCCAGAAACGGGCAGCAAUCAACCAGACAUAAAGAAGACGACAAGGUCGCUGUUGUGGAGAUCAGGGAGGGGGGAUCAGAGACAAGGGAGGUGACGUACGGGGAAGUUAGGAAAGAAGCGGGGAGGUUGGCGGCCGCGAUGCUGAAACGGGGGGUGAAGAAGGGGGAUAGGGUCGUUAUUGUGGGGGCUAAUUCUAUCGAGACGCUGCUUGUUUAUCUGGCUACCACGUGGGUGGGCGCGGUGUUUAGUAGUAGUUCGACGGAUAUGGGGGUGAAGGGGAUCCUGCAGAGGGCGGAGCAGGUUGAUCCGGUUUGGGUGUUUAUGGAUGAUGCUGCUUUGUACAAUGGCAGGGUGGUGGACUUGCGGGGGAAGAUGGGGGAGGUUGUGGCUGGGUUGGGUAACUGCAAGAAUUUCAAGGGGGUGGUGGCGAUCAGGAGGUUUGAGGAGGCGAGGGAUGUGAGGAAGGUUCCGAGGGCGAUGACGCUGGAUGAGUUUGUUGGUGCGGCGGGGAGGAAUCCGACACCGCCGGGGUUUGUGAGGGUUGGGUUUUGUGAGCCGUUGUUGGUUUGCUAUAGCAGCGGGACGACGGGGACGCCAAAGGCGAUUGUGCACUCGGUUGGGGGGAUAUUGAUUAAUUAUUUCAAGGAGGGGAGGCUGCACGAGCAGAUUGGGCCGGACAGUGUUACGUUGCAGUAUACCACGACGGGGUGGAUCAUGUAUCUGGCGAAUGUUGGGUCGUUGUUGUUUGGGGGGAAGGCGAUAUUCUAUGAUGGGUCGCCUUUCCAGCCGGAUGCGAAGAUAUUGGUGGAACUGGCUGCGAAGCACAAGGCGACAAAGCUGGGCAUUUCCCCGAGGUGGAUGUUUGAGUUGGCCAAGGCCGGCAUCUCACCGAGGGAGAUGGCGGAUUUGAGUUCGUUGGAGACGGUGUCGUGCACCGGGAUGGUCUUGUCGGAUCAGCUGUUUGAGUGGUUCUAUGAUGUUGGCUUUCCCAAGCAUGUCCAGUUGGGGAAUAUCUCUGGCGGCACUGACAUUGCUGGGUGCUUUGGCAUCAUGAACCCACUGACGCCCGUCUACGUUGGAGGGACGCAGGGGCCAUCUCUGGGCGUACACGUUGCCAUUUACGACUCCCUUCUUCCAGACGGAGAGCCAGGAGUUGAAGUCCCCCACGGCACGCCUGGCGAGCUCGUCGCCGUCAAACCCUUCCCCAACAUUCCUUGCGCCUUCUGGGGCGACAAGCUCCCGGUUGCCAGCCCGGGGUCAAAGUACCACAGCUCCUACUUCAACCGCUUCCCCGGGGUUUGGGCCCAUGGUGAUUUCUGCGUCAUCCACCCCGUCACAGGAAACAUCUCCUUCCUCGGCAGAGCAGACGGUGUGCUCAACCCCUCCGGUGUCAGAUUCGGCUCAGCAGAAAUCUACGGCGUUGUCGAGAGGUGGUUUGCCGACAAGAUCCAGGACUCCCUCUGCGUGGGGCAGAGGAGGAAGCAAGAUGCCGAUGAGAGCGUCAUGCUUUUCCUGUUGAUGAAGCCGGGCCACAAGUUCACAAGGGAGUUGGUAAAUGAGUUGAGGAAGAAGAUUUCAGACGACCUGAGCAAGAGGCAUGUGCCCAAGUACAUCUUUGAGACGCCAGAAAUCCCGACCACCAUCAAUCUCAAAAAGGUCGAGCUUCCCGUCAAGCAGAUCGUCUCCGGCCAGACCAUCAAAGCAAGCGGGACCCUCGCCAACCCCCAGAGUCUGGACUUUUACUAUCAGUUCGCCAAGGUGGAGGAGCUGGUCGGGCCAAAGGAGAAGCUUUGA